Messenger RNA from Sorex fumeus (smoky shrew), 2835 nucleotides. RefSeq names its product mastermind like transcriptional coactivator 3 (gene MAML3). The record is from RefSeq and is a predicted model, not a curated record. Gene Ontology annotation, biological process: positive regulation of transcription of Notch receptor target. Gene Ontology annotation, molecular function: transcription coactivator activity. Gene Ontology annotation, cellular component: nucleoplasm. NCBI's taxonomy places the organism in Eukaryota, Metazoa, Chordata, Mammalia, Eulipotyphla, Soricidae. The coding region runs from base 1 to 2805 and encodes 934 amino acids. The transcript is spliced from 5 exons.
AUGAACAAUGCCUUGGUCCGGAGUCCACUCCAGGAGACGGUGAAGCGGAAGUUGGAAGGCGCCCGCUCGCCCCUCAAUGGAGACCAGCAGAACGGAGCUUGCGAUGGGAGCUUCUCCCCGACCCACAAGCGUCUGCGCAGGGAGCUGGCGGUGGGACUGGAGGCCGUCAGCUUGCCGCCGCUGCCCGCCGCGUCGCCCCUGCACCAGCUGGACCUGAAGCCGUCCCUGCCCCUGCCCAACAGCGGCGCCCACGCGCCCGUGCUGCUGGACGACCUGGGCAAGAACGGCCGGCUGCCCGACAUGAAGCUGCCCGUCAACGGCUGCGGGGAGCUGGACGAGGGCUUCCCGGGGAUGCAGGGCAAGGAGCUCAAGCAGGAGCCCCUGGAGGACCCGGCCGGCAUGGACCCGUCCGAGACGUCCCUGUCCAACCAGAACAAACUCUUCUCCGACAUCAACCUGAACGACCAGGAGUGGCAGGAGCUCAUCGACGAGCUGGCCAACACCGUCCCCGAGGACGACAUCCAGGACCUGUUCAACGAGGACUUCGAGGAGAAGAAGGAGCCCGAGUUCUCGCAGCCGGCCACCGAGACGCCGCUGUCCCAGGAGAGCCUGAGCGUGAAGAGCGACCCCACGCACUCGCCCUUUGCCCACGUCUCCCUGGCCUCGCCCCAGGCCCGGCCCGCCUCCUCCGGGCCCCCCUUCUCCGCCGGCUCCGCCGCCCCGACGUUACCCUCCGUGGCCGGCACGCCCGCGGCCCCCAACCCCGCCGGCUCCCCCGCGAACUGCGCCGUCCCGUCCCCGCAGACCCCCAACCCGGCCCACGCCCCCGGGCAGGCGCCCCCCCGGGGGCCGGGGAACGGGUACCUCCUGACCCCCGCGGCCGGGCCCGGCUCGGACCUGUCCCCGGCGGAGCAGCUCAAGCAGAUGGCCGCGCAGCAGCAGCAGAGGGUCAAGUUCCUGCACCAGAAGCAGCAGCACUCGAGCCAGAGCUCCAGCUGGUCGCCCCUGGGGCCCCCCUCCAGCCCGUACGCCGCCGCUUUCGCCGCCGCCGAGAAACCAAAUAGCCCAAUGAUGUACCCCCAAGCCUUUAACAGCCAAAACCCAAUAGUGCCUCCGAUGGCAAACAACCUGCAGAAGACAACGAUGAAUAACUACCUCCCCCCAAACCCCAUGAACAUGGUCAACCAGCCGGCUAAUAACCUGGGCGGCGCCAACUCCCUGAGCAAGCCGCACAAUAUCCUGACGUACGGCAACACCAAGCCCCUGACCCACUUCAACGCCAACCUGAAUCAGAGGAUGACGCCGCCCAUGGCCAACGCCGGCAAGAACCCCCUGAUGCCGUACAUGCAGCCGCAGCCCCAGCCAUCGCAGCCGCCGUCCCAGGCGCCGCAGCUGCAGGCCCCCAGGGCUCACCUGAGUGAGGAGCAGAAGCGCAUGCUCCUCCUGAAGCAGAAAGGCGUGAUGAACCAGCCUCUGGCGUACGCCUCCCUGCCAGCCCACGGGCAGGAGCAGCACCCCAUGGGGCUCCCCCGCACCGCCGGGCCCCUGCAGUCGUCCGUGCCCCCCGGCUCGGGCAGCCUGGGCUCAGGGGCCACGCCGGCGGGGGCCGGUUUCCUGGGCAGCCAGCCGCAGGCGGCCCUCAUGAAGCAGAUGCUCCUGGACCAGCGGGCGCAGCUGAUGGAGCAGCAGCAGUUCCUGCGCGAGCAGAGGCAGCAGCAGCAGAUCCUGGCUGAGCAGCAGCAGCCGCCGCCGCAGCUGUCCCGGCAGCACGCGCAACAGCAGCAGCGGAGCCCGUACCCUGUGGCGCAGGUCGGCCAGUUCCAAGGCUCUCCACAGGACAUGGCGGCCAGGAGUCAGGCAGCAAUGCAGACCAUGCGCCCGGCGCGGCUGAUGGCGCAGAACGCGGGCAUGAUGGCCAUGGGGCCAGCGCAGAGCCCGGGGAGCCUGGCCGGCACGGCCGCACCAUCGGACAUGGGGCUCUACAGCUCGGCGCCCAGCGGCCAGCCGGGAAUGUACAACCUGGGCACGGGCAUGGCCCCGAUGCUCCAGCACCCAAACCAAAGCGGCCUGGGCAUGGCAGCGCACGGCCCGGCCCCGGGGCCCAGGCAGCCGGGCGCGGCGCAGGGCGCGGGCCUGGUCAGCGGCUUCGGACAGAACAUGCUGGUCAACUCGGCGCUGGCCCCGGCCGCGCAGCAGCACGCGCAGAUGAAGGGGCCCGUGGGCGCAGGCCUGGCCCGGCCGCAGGCACCCACGCGACUGCCCAGCAUGAUGGGCGCGGCUGCCCAGCAGGGCGCGUCGGGCUGGCCACAGCGGAGCCUGCAGGCCAUGCCCGGCAGGACUAGCGGCGAGCUGGGCGCCUUCAACAACGGGGCCAGCUACCCACUGCCCGCCGGCCAGCCGCGGCUCGGCAAGCCGCCCUUCGCGGGCGCACUGGGCCCGGUAGUGGACGCCAGCACGGGCGCCGUGCGCACCCUCGCACCGGGGGCCGCGGGCCGCCAGAUGAUGCCCGGACUCCCCGCGCAGCCGGGCGGAGGCCAGGCGCGACCGCUGGUCCUGCCCGGCCUGAGUCAGGCCCUGCCCGCCUUCGGCCAGCCCCCGGCCCCGCAGCAACUGCCCACGGGGGGCUUCGCGGCGGCGGCAACAGGCGGCCCCACGCAGGACGCAGGCUACGGCUACGGCGGCGACGGCGCGGGGCCGCCCUUCCCCGGCCUCCCCGAUGGGCCGGACCUCGUGGACUCCAUCGUCAAGGGCGGUCCGGGGGACGAGUGGAUGCAGGAGCUGGACGAGCUGUUCGGGAACCCCUAGUGCCCGGGGGUCCCCCAGAGCGGGAAGGAG